UUUCAUCAAUGAAAUCUUCUUAGAUGCUGAAGGACCCUUAAAAAUAAUCGUGAGAUUUAUCGAUCGACAACACUUAAAUCUGGUACUUGGGACUCGGUACUCUCUCUCUCUCUUCCAAUUCGCCCACUUUACAUGGACCUUCUUACACACCUGCCAAACGGUGCAACUCACGCGCUUGAGUUUCUUGCACUGGUCGACCCUUGCGCAUAUUAUCAUACAUCCGUUCUCAAUUGACAUCGUCGUCUUUGUGUACUGUGGCUUUCAUGCGCACAACAAAGUUCAUCUUUGUUUUCGAUGCGUAGGACACUCUUAACGUUUUCAAACACCACUAGAAGGAGUACAAAUCAAAGUUAAUUCAGCUUAAAAUUUGUCAAACCGUUCCCCUGAAUUUAAUUAUUCUGCCAAGGUUUGCAUUUAGGUCUGCAACAGCGGACUUCCUUCACAAAUUCUUUCACUGUAAAACUCGCAGAUCGAAACGCAUGAGAAUAUCCGGCUUGUAUAUGGAAAUGAACGACAUGAUGAGGAGCCACCUUUUCCCUCUUUUUCAUUUCUUUAAGAAUGGCUCGCUCCAAAACAAAAGUAAUUUCUUGUCCCACACCAUCGUCAGACGCAGGCGUGCGCAGUUCUUGCAAACGAACGGUAAAUCUUUGCUUCGCUACUAAAUUCUUUAUCCAAUUCUUACCAGGACCACUCGCACCAAAUUCCAUUUCGAAUAAAGGCAUAUUUUCAUCAUCACUUUCUUCCUCUUCUUCGAUCGCUUCAGCAGCUGAAAUAAAUAUUCGUCCGUAACAUAUGUCAGCUUCUUCUUCCACUUUCUUUCUUUUAGGCACGAUUUCAAUGACUAACAUAAUUUUCUCGUGCCACACCGUUCACUUUAUAAUUCAAAUAAAGCGCGUUCGAUUCUCAUUGGUCAAUCAAACGUAGGGGGUAGGGGGGUAUCCCCUGUUUUUCGUGUUUGACCGGAAAAAACCUGUGUAAAUUCACUCACGCGAAUAUACGCAUUUCAGCUUCGACAGCCUACAUCACCCUGAUUGCAAAAGACAGCUAGAAAAUGGCAGAAAAGAAAAGACUUGACACAAGAAGAAGAGGAAAAACGAUCGUCGAGGGAAAAAGAGAACAACCCAUGGAUUCCGUCGAUCCAUUAAUUAAUCCAAAAUUAAUCACCUUAGCAACUCCAGUAUCGUCAUUACUACAAAGGUUUGGACGAGUCAGCCUUCGACAACAACGAACAAUAUCACACGGAAAUAGUGAAGAGAGACAUGACUCAAGGAUACAAUUUCAAAGAAUGUUAUCUUCAUUGGCCGAGAGAUUUUUAAAUCUUUUUGUACACAAAAUGCGACAACAAAUACAAGGAUUAAACGAUUGGGCUCUUUGCAGCAGGGAGAGUACAUUUGACGUCCCAAAUGCCAACUAAGGAUUCUGUUGUUACAAUAAGAAAACAUGUUUGCUUUGAUUGCAGACUUAAGUGUUGUCAAUAGUUCAUUGUGCAUGCGCGAACUUCCUCCAAAAGUAAAUUAGAAAUAAUUUCUAUCUGCGUGACUGCGUGACAAUAUGACGUCAUUUUGUCCUCUUGCGUGACAUAACCCCGUGUGACUCCAAAAUUCAGUUUCGGGGUGUGUCACAGUUCUGGAUCCUGAUUGGUCGAAACGUGUCGAAACGCGGUAUAAAAUACGGCUCUGUGAUUGGUAAGGACCUAGAGUAACCACCAUAACUACUUUUUACAUACUGACCAUGUCUAAAGUGGUAGCAAAAAGGAUUCAGCAGAUUUUAAUGACAAAGGUUAAUUUAGUCAUUGCCUCCCAAGCCUCCAAAUAGUUUGCUCAAGAAACGUUGGUUGAAAGACUCUGCUUUUGCUGGCUAUCCUGGAAAGGAACUUUCAUGAACCACCAAAAAGAAGAAAAUGCUGUGUAGAGAAGAAAUGAAGUUUUCUUUAGCGCACAGAAAUCUUGAAACAC
Molecule: messenger RNA, 1955 nt
Organism: Pocillopora damicornis (cauliflower coral)
Lineage: Eukaryota; Metazoa; Cnidaria; Anthozoa; Scleractinia; Pocilloporidae
Product: protein fuzzy homolog
Biological process (GO): non-motile cilium assembly; vesicle-mediated transport
Source: RefSeq, a predicted model, not a curated record